Molecule: messenger RNA, 402 nt
Organism: Knipowitschia caucasica
Lineage: Eukaryota; Metazoa; Chordata; Actinopteri; Gobiiformes; Gobiidae
Source: the annotation of a GenBank genome assembly
AUGGUCAGAGCAGAGAGUGACGUCCACAUGGUCAGAGCAGAGAGUGACGUCCACAUGGUCAGAGCAGAGAGUGACGUCCACAUGGUCAGAGCAGAGAGUGACGUCCACAUGGUCAGAGCAGAGAGUGACGUCCACAUGGUCAGAGCAGAGAGUGACGUCCACAUGGUCAGAGCAGAGAGUGACGUCCACAUGGUCAGAGCAGAGAGUGACGUCCACAUGGUCAGAGCAGAGAGUGACGUCCACAUGGUCAGAGCAGAGAGUGACGUCCACAUGGUCAGAGCAGAGAGUGACGUCCACAUGGUCAGUCCACAGCAGAGAGUGACGUCCACAUGGUCAGAGCAGAGAGUGACGUCCACAUGGUCAGAGCAGAGAGUGAGUCCACAUGGUCAGAGCAGAGAGUGA